UGACUAGCAGCGUCUUUGGCUGUCACAACACACCGUAUGCUGUGUUCAAAGUGCUGCUACAACACACUUUUGCGGCUCGACUAGGGCGUUAUGUUACGGAUAGCCAAAACCAGCUAGGCCUACACCUCCGGAAUGGCGGCAGAAAUACAACCCAAACCGCAGACUCGGACUCCUGUUCUGCUCAACAAAAUCGAAGCUUCCCAAGAUGUUGUGAACACAGCGGUCAUAAUUCCAAAGGAGGACGGGGUGAUCAGUGUCUCAGAGGACAGGACGAUCCGGAUAUGGCUGAAGAGAGACAGUGGUCAGUACUGGCCCAGCAUUUACCACACAAUGCCAGAUUCUUGCUCCUGUAUGUCCUUUAACCCAGAGACCAGGAGGCUGUCUAUGGGGAUGGAGAAUGGAACCAUCUCUGAGUUCAUCCUGUCAGAAGACUACAACAAGAUGACUCCGGCACAGACCUAUCAGGCCCACCAGGGCAGAGUGACAGUGGUGCUGUUUGUUUUGGAGAUGGAGUGGGUCCUCAGUACAGGACAGGACAAGAACUUCACCUGGCACUGCUCUGAGAGUGGAACACAGCUGGGGUUAUACCGCACCACCGCCUGGGUCUCUGGACUGCAGUUCGACGUGGAGACGAGGCACGCCUUUGUGGGCGACUACUCUGGUCAGGUGACCAUCCUCAAGCUGGAGCUGGACAGCUGUAGUCUGGUCACCACCUUCAAAGGACACACCGGCAAUGUGACAGCUCUGUGUUGGGACCCGGUCCAGAGAGUGUUGUUCUCCGGCAGCGCCGAUCACUCCAUCAUCAUGUGGGACAUCGGGGGAGGCAAAGGCACCGCUAUUGAACUUCAGGGACACAAUGAGAAGGUCCAGGGCCUAUGCUACGCGCCACAUACACGUCAGCUGAUCUCCUGCAGCUCAGAUGGGGGCAUCGUCAUCUGGAACAUGGACGUGACCAGACAAGAGACCCCAGAGUGGCUGGACAGUGAUUCGUGUCAGAAGUGUGAGCAGCCAUUCUUCUGGAACUUCAAACAGAUGUGGGACAGUAAGAAAAUCGGCCUGCGACAGCACCACUGCAGGAAGUGUGGGCAGGCAGUGUGUGGGAAGUGCUCGGCCAAGCGCUCCACCAUCCCUCUCAUGGGCUUCGAGUUUGAGGUGCGGGUGUGUGACAGCUGCCACGAGUCCAUCACGGACGAGGACCGGGCGCCCACGGCGACAUUCCAUGACAGCAAACACAGCAUAGUUUACAUGCACUACGAGCCUACCAUGGGCUGGCUACUGACCUCUGGGGCAGACAAGGUCGUCAAGCUCUGGGACAUGACUCCAGUGGUGUCCUGAAGGUCAUUGUUGAUGGAGCAUCAUGGAGCUCCAUCCACCUAUCAGGACCUGGCAUGAUGACUCCUUGCUGUCCACCUGGCCGUGCUGCUGCUCCAGUUUCAACUGUUCUGCCUGUGAUUAUUUUUAUUUGACCAUGCUGGUCAUUUAUGAACAUUUGAACAUCUUGGCCAUGUUCUGUUAUAAUCUCCACCCAGCACAGCCAGAAGAGGACGGCCACCCCUCAUAGCCUGGUUCCUCUCUAGGUUUCUUCCUAGGUUUUGGCCUUUCUAGGGAGUUUUUCCUAGCCACCGUGCUUUUACACCUGCAUUGCUUGCUGUUUGGGGUUUUAGGCUGGGUUUCUGUACAGCACUUUGAGAUAUCAUCUUAUAUACGAAGGGCUAUAUAAAUACAUUUGAUUUGAUUGUU
This is a messenger RNA of Oncorhynchus nerka (sockeye salmon), 1740 nucleotides long. RefSeq names its product WD repeat and FYVE domain-containing protein 2-like. Bases 133 to 1335 code for a protein of 400 amino acids. The record is from RefSeq and is a predicted model, not a curated record. Lineage: Eukaryota; Metazoa; Chordata; Actinopteri; Salmoniformes; Salmonidae. The transcript is spliced from 13 exons. Gene Ontology annotation, molecular function: protein binding; metal ion binding. Gene Ontology annotation, cellular component: early endosome. Gene Ontology annotation, biological process: positive regulation of protein phosphorylation; positive regulation of fat cell differentiation.